UCGCUCGCAAGCUGCCCGCGGGAGCGACGUCGGUUGGACCAUCUCCGCUUUUUAAAAUGAUCUUUGCCCGAUUUUCCGUUGCUCCUAAGUUGGUCAGCUAGGCUUGCGGUCUAACCCGACGUUGCGCUUCUUGUUAUUUUUUAAACUAUCUUUGCUCAACCUGCUCCUUAAUGUAGCUCGGUUAUACCGCAAAAUAAACUCGAAACCAGCUCAUUUGGCCCGAAACUGAAACUUGACCGACCACAACAGACACCAACGACAUUUUCUGUCCGAUUUUUAAACGUUUUUUUUUCCUCCAACUGACUUUUUUUAAACGCAUUCGCUACUCGACUAGCAGCUGGGGCUAGCUGGUUUAGCCUGCUCAACGUUAACCGACACAAACCGGAGACGGCAGUUAGUCAACAAAGGGAAUUAUCCGCGGCUUUGGCUGCAGUUCGGACCCGCUUUUCGCCGCUUGUCCUGCAAAGCCGCUGAGGGAACUGCCUCUGGUAACGUUAUAGCCAGCGAGCUAACGUUAUAACGGCUUUUCAACGAGCGCUAUUCCUGUAAACAAACCACAGCACACUGCGCUUAACUGGCUGGCUUAUCCAGGAGAGCAAAGCUGGCGCCGUAAACUCGACUAACAGGGCUUGAGAGUAACGUCAGUCCAGUUUUCGACAAGUUCGUCCGUGUUUUUUUUUAUUUAUUUAUUCUCAAGGCCUUCGUUUCGUCGCUCUUUUGUUCGGUCCACUUUCCACGGACCUUUAAUUAACGUUACCGUGGGGUCAGCAGCUAACGGCUAACGCGAGAGGCGUUAAAAACACUCCUUUUCGCUCGGAUUCGGACCCUGUUCCGACCCCUUCUCCCCCACUCGGGUCACCCGGUUUAUUCGGUCGGAGUCACUCGGAACCAGCGCAGGCUUAAGCCGGUCUGUCAAAGGGCACAUCUGUCAGAAAUAAGCUGUUUAAUUAGCGUUAUAUCGCCAAGCUUCCACAUAUCGACGGGUUUCUUUGCUUGUUUUUCCGGCCUGGGUGUGCGUUUGUAUGUGUGCCCGGCUCGUCUAGCUCAGCACAGCAGCCAGCGUCCAGCACAGCCGCCGCGACGGAGAGGGAACAGCUUGUUUUCCUGUUUUCCCGUUUUCCUGUUUUCUGUCGUUUUUAUAUCGGCUUGUUAUUGUUGAAAAUGGCCGCCAUCGGGAUGGUGCAGAUGUUGAUCGAAGCUGCUGAGUAUCUCGAUCGCAGAGAAAGAGAAGCGGAACAUGGAUACGCCUCAAUGCUACCCUUCACCAGCCACAAAGACCGGGACGGCUCCAAGCGGAAAAACAAAAACAAGAAAAACUGCAGCAGCAGGUCCACACACAAUGAAAUGGAGAAGAACAGACGGGCGCAUUUACGGCUAUGUUUGGAACGCUUGAAAUCCCUGGUGCCUCUGGGACCAGACUCCAACAGGCACACCACCCUCAGCCUACUAAUGAAGGCCAAGGAACACAUCAAGAGGUUGGAGGAGAGCGAGAGGAAGGCUCAGCACACAAUAGAGCAGCUUGAGCGUGAGCAGAGGCACCUGCGCAGACGGCUGGAGCAGCUGGGAGUGGAGCGCACGCGCAUGGACAGCAUGGGCUCCACGGUGUCAUCGGACAAAUCCGACUCUGACCAAGAGCUGGACGUGGACGUAGAAGGUACGGACUACCUGCUGGGGGACCUGGAGUGGAGCACCAGCAGCGUGAGUGACUCAGACGAGCGAGGCAGUCUGCGGAGCAGCUGCAGCGAUGAGGGCUACUCCAGCGCCAGCCUUCGCCGCCUUGGCACCACUCAGGAGAAGAGCCCUGCGCUGGGCUGCAGUCUAUAAGAGCACAUCCUCUCCUCCUCCGCCUCCUCCUGCCUCUUCCUGCCUCCUCAUGCCCACAUGGUCCACCUCACCUCAACACUCCGCUUACCUCCCAGCCACCUACAGCCAGGCAGAGCUGGUUUAGUACCUUGAAUAAGCUUUCUCUCUUGUCUGGGAUUGGAUGGGUGAAUCAAGAACUGUUCUUCUCUCAGCAGGGUGGGAUCAGAUGGGUCCUCUGAUGCUCAUCGAAGUAAGACCACUGAUCUAGGUUCAGUUUUUGCACCAUGUGUCCUUACUAAUACAGCGAUACUGGCUGAGAGGAGCUCGACCAUAGAUCAGUACUCUUACCAUCACAUACCCGAUGCAUAAGAACCCAGGACUUGUUCCAAAACCUCAAUGGCUUUCUCUCCUUUGCUAGAGAUAGUGUUUCAGAUGAAAGGAAGACUGGAAGGAUAAAAGCAGGAUGAUCGCUGUCCACUGCUGUCUCUUUUUAGAAGAGUAUGAAAUCAAUGGGAGGAAGAUUAGAGAGAGCACAGUAGUGAACCUGCAGUUUCUGCCAACCACACCUCAUAUAUCCAGCUCAAAUGUGGCCAGGCAGAGCCUCCUGGACCUUAUCAAGACCCCUCAAGUCAUCUCUCUGCACCGUCCAAUCAGCAGCAGAGGGGGCAGAAUUACUGCCUGCUGUCCUCCGAUCAGACCUUCCUUCCCUUUCGUCGCCCCUACCUCGCCAUCAUCCUGUCCAGUGACGGAGAGAGGCUCUUGCUCUCGUCCAUCCCUCUUAAAAGCUCUUAAAAAGGGCUGAGCCUUUUGAACACCCCUGAAAGUGGUGUGCAUCAUACCAGAGAAUGUGUAUCAUACCACACCCACUGCCUACUCAACUCCUCUCUGGGCCAAUCCUGCGCAGUCCGCCUCUCACCGCCUUCCAUUCUCCUCCAAUCAGACUGGACCGUCCAGACACAGGGCUAGGUCACCUGACCGGUCAGCUGACCUAUCAGAGCAUGGAAUUUUGCACUUCAGAGUAACCUGUUGGUGCAAGCCGCCUCUUGCCGCAGAUCUGAGAGCAGUGUUAUCGUUGGUGGCCGUUCUGAGAUCGGUGAGAAAAGGGCUGCUUCUACCAAGAGCUCAGAUCACACAGCAGGAACGUUUUCGGGUCAGGAAUGAAAACGACAAAAACGGGGGACAACAAAAACAAGGUGUGCGGGCAUGUCAUCAUCAUCGUCAUCGUCGUUGGUUUUAUUUUAUUUUAAUUUUUUGUUUUUUAUUUUUUUUUCCCCUCUUCAGAGGGACUGCAGCUACUCUAGUUCUGUAUCAGGUGUAGUCUUUUAGCUAGUCUUAAGAAAUAUCUUCCUGCACUGUCCAACGUCCACCCCCACCUCUCUGGACUGGGAGCCAUGGGACAUUUACCAAGCGCUGGUGUGAUGUCAUUCUUCUCAGCAACUACUACUACCGCUCUCUCGAGGAAUUUGUGGAAGAUGCCUUUCAUACACAUGAAAUGUCUCAAAUGAAAGCAUAGUUUAAACGAACAUGGCUGGUGUGGCUUAACGGGAACGAAUAGGCCUGUCACGAUUAAUCCUCAUAAAAAUCUGGCUCAUCAGUUCAAUUUUCUUCGCAGCUAACCAGACGAUACACUGCACUGUAGAGCCCACACUUACACAGCUGACCAGAGCUGAAAUGUUUCUGUUGAAAGUGCGAGGGGGGAAAACACUUUGUCUGCAAGCAUACGUGCUAAAAUGAGCAUUUACCUGUUACAUUAACAAACAAUCAUUCCCCCAAAUGCGUUAUAACACACGUUUUAUUUACAUUUACGUGGCUCAAAGCAGCUGCUGACAACUCACCCGGCUCACAUCGUGCUUCUGGUGAUGCAAUAUGAUUGUGAAAUCGAACGACUGUGGAAAGUAAUUGCAGGCAGGGGAAAUACUUGUGAUCAGGCGGUUAUGUAAUAAUUGUGACAGGCCUUAUAAUGAGUGUUGCCAGGCGUUCACUCAUGGUCAGCCGUGUUUGGUUGAACUAAACUCUUAGUAUUGGUCCUGGAGGGCCAGUGUCCAGUUUGCUGAUUUAACUGCGUAAAUCUUCUCAACUGCAUGGUGCUGUAUGCAGGCCCUCCUGGACCGGAACUGAACACACCUGGUCUAGUCCAAUGAGGUCGGGACUGGUGUUAAAAGGGAAUUCCAGACUUCCGUUUUCUGCCUUAAUUUAGUCAUUAAGAUGUAAACAAUAUGAUCCGUUCAGAGAGGUUUGUUUUGAAAUAAUGCGCUGUUCUAGAGAAACGGCAGAAUUGUUCACAGUGGUGGUGAUGGGAACCAGACGUCCCAAGUGUUUACCACUAUUUCACCAUCAUCAGAAGACACGUGUAGGUACACUGGAUGGUGAAUAAAAUGCCUGUGUUUGUGUUGUAGUCAUGGUCACCCCUGGUUCCUAUCACCACCACUGUAUGGAAAUCUGAGUCGGUAAAUUUCUCUGUAAUGAGCCGUUUCACGUCAGACCGCUCUGAAUGACUUUGUUUACAUCUCGACAAGUGAGUUAUGCAGAAAGCUUGAUAAGUCAGUGUGGAAUUGGAGCUGCUCUCAUGUUGGUAUACAGGCAUGUUAUAAGCGUCAGGCAGUGGGGCAGCAGGAAAACAUCCUUCGGCUUGGGGGCGCCAUCACGUCCAUCAGGCGUCUGACCAAGGAGCGGAUAUUAUGGUCUCUUUCCUCACCCUGACUCGGUGCUUUUAACACCCUCGACCUUUCCACCUUUAUCCUUUUUUUUUUUCUUUUUCAAGGGCAGUAGAAGAACUGAAGACUCUGUGUUGUUGUGAGGAACAUAUUGCAGCAUGAGAUUGUGCGGGUGGGGGCUUUUGGGAGGGGGUUUACAGGGUUGUGGGUGGAUGAAAUUGAGGAUGCGGGUUGUUCCAUCUCUUCCUCUCUCUCUAAGGACAGUGGCGUUUGAUGCACCCUCGCACGUGUGGGCGUUUGUGUUCCUUCUGCUUGGCUGUUUUUGGUCCGAAUCCUCCGAAAGGAGGAGGAUAGAAAGGAAUAAGUGAGUAACGGCAAGUAAGCACAUUCCACAGCAGAGCAGGCAGGCACCACAGUUAGCAGCACCGUAAGGAUCGCCUGCUUGGAAUUGUGUGGCGAGGCGCUGGGGCCGACGACCUCGGCCUCGGCUCGACGUAGCCCGGUUCGUCCGUCCUUCACAGCAGCGUCGCUGCACUGCGGUUUCAGGCUCCUGUGCAAGCGUACGUCUGUUUAUCCUUUCAGCUAAACGUUUGUCAGUCUGUGUACAUAGUUUACAGAAAGAAAUCUAUAUGUAUAACAAAGUAUUUAUUUAAUGGAAAUAUGUCAAAGCAUAUAUAUAUAUAUAUAAAUAUAUAUAUAUAUAUAUAUAUAUAUAAAUACAUAUAUAUAUACAGAGGAAAAUAUAUUUAAGUAGUGGCUUCAGUUAUCCUUGUGGGUUUUGUUUUUUCUGUAGUAGUUCAUUUGCACACAGUAGUGGUUAUACAUGGUUUUAGAGCUAUAUUGUACCGUAGCCUAUUUGUGUACAUCCGGAAAUGUAACGUUCUCUUAGAACUUGUGUUUUGGACAUUUUACGCUGUUUCAAAAGAUUUUAUUUGGAUAAAUACGUAAUAUAUAUUAACAAAAAACACGCAUACGCAGGAAAAAAGUGCAUAAAAAUGGUAAGAAAACGGAAGAGGAAGUCGUUUUGUGGUACGAAACAGUAGUGAGAGUAAAAGUACUGUCAUGUGUGCCUAGAAGCUCUGAAGAAAGCUUUCGUAGUGUUUUUCCCUGUCGCGCUAACGACGGAAGAAACGGCGGACGCCGUAUUCAGAGCCAAUCGGAGAGAUUUCGAGGAUUUUGGUGUCUGAAUGUAGUUUUUAGAGAAAGUCUUUCUUAUUUUAUUAGCGCAGCUUGUGACUUGCGAAUGACGUUAUUUUUGAAUUACUUGAAUAAAAUGCACCAAAAAAAAAUUAAUUAAUAAAUAAAAUUUAAAAACAAAAAAAGUAGGAUUAUUCAUUCUUAAUAUGUGGAAUGCUGCUCCUAAUGUUUUUUUGAAUCCCUCCUUUCCCCCAUAAAAGAGAAAAGGUAGCAUGAGAAGAUGUAGCCGUGACAGAAGUGAAGUGGUUGUUAGUGGAGCACGAACAUCUGAAAAGGGUCAGGUGUGUGUGUUUGGUUCGCUUGUGUCGUCACUGUCCACGGAUGGAGAGAAAGGGUUCGGACCGGGUGGGCUUGGUGGGGGAGCGGGUGGCGGUGUUGGUUUAUUUCAAGCUAUUUGUAUGGAUAUGCUUUUGUCUUGUUUUUAUUUGUUAUAAGUAAAAAAAAAAAAAGGUGCGAACUAAAAGUCCAUUUCCUUCCCAAGAUUGUGUUGUUAAGAACUGAUGUAAUGGUUCUCAAUGAAACAAACACACACACACACACACACACACACACACACACAAACCCUGCCUUCUGCUGGCUCCUUUCUUAACGUGUGAGCGUGGCUAGUCUCUCUGCCUUCUACAGUCGGGAUGUUCCAGCGUUUUUCAGCCUAAUCUCAAUCUGUCAAUUACCACAGACAAUUUCCCUGUACUUACAAAACAAAAACGUUGACCUACGUUGAAACACUUUUAAUCGAAUUCAAUAGGCUGGUGCCAGUGACUCUCAUUUCAAAUAUGAUGCCUGUGACAUGUUCCGAACAGGUUGGAACCGGAUCAUGUUUACCACUGUGAUGCAUCGCCUCUUCGUUUAACAGCACUUAAUAAUCUUUUACCAACUGAACACAUCAGUUGAUCCAAUUUUGAAAGACUCUGUUUUUCAGCUCUUCAGCUGUGCGUCUCAGAGUGUGAGGGAAGUUCGGGAGUCAAGAGGAGGACUCUGGGAGAUGGAGUCCUGGUUGGAGGCCAGUGGAUGCGUGACAGUCCUCCCCCCACCAUCUCACCCCACAAAGAGUCCGGGGUGUCCUCGGAAGGGCCCUUUUUUAGUUGGAGGCAGGUCUGUUCUGGACUGCCGGCGGGUCAGUUUUAGCGCCUACACUCUUUCAACAUGCAGCCAUGCUGCUGUAACAUAUCGCUGUUGUCGUAUCUCCAAAAUGGUGACUUUGCAGGAGAAGGAAAAAACAUACUUUACUUUUAAUGUCAGUGGAAAGUCAAUGGAACCAGACGUCUUUCCGUUUUCAUUCUGAGCCGUUUCUUUUGACCUGUUCUUCAUGAACAUUACACGCCAUGUGAAGGGCAACAGGCAUCUUCAAAUUGUCAAAAACUGCAAAAUGACAAAAACGGAGAUGCAAGGUUUCCUCAGACAACAGCGAUUUGUAGAACCAGGCCGGGUGUUUUCAUGAUGAAAUAAACACGGACAUCCCUGAAAAAGACGUCACCUAGAUGGCAGCAUCUCCAAAAUGACUGUCUUUCAGCAUUAAUGGUCCCUUCACAGAGAUGUGUGUGUAACCUGCUAACCUCACUAAUAUCCCCCAUACCAUGACAGACCAUGUGGUUGAACCGCUGGUAACAGUCUGGGCAGUCCUUUUCAUCCUCCAGUAAUCAGUUUGAAAAGUUGAUGACCUGGACCACAGUACGUUUGUGCUGUGCUUCAGUCCAUUUCAGAUGAGCUCUGGCCCAGAGAAGUUGGCGGCGUUUCUGACCUCAGCGACAAACGGUGUUUAUUGACCGUGAUUUGUAAAAGCGUUCCUGAGCCCAUGCUGUGAUUAUCCACCACAGAGGCUUGUCGGUUUUUAAUGCGGGGUCGUAAAAUCACGGGCGUUCAGUUGUGGUUUUCAGUUUUGCCCUUUCAUGCGCAAAGAUUUCUCGAGAUUCCCUGAAUCUCUUGAUGAUGUUAUGCCCUAUGAAAGGUGAAAUACCUAAAAUCUUACCCGAAAAUGUUUUGGCAAAGCGGCAAGCCUCGAUCCUCAUAAAGGACUCGGCCUUUUCUGGAUGCUUUUCGUGCUCGUGCAUGAUUGCCUCACCCGUUUAAGACGUUUUUUACAACGUUCUUCGUCUUAAAUUUCCCCUGUCCCACGUUUUUGGGGGGAAAGAAGCAUCUGCUUCAGUUGAUGGAAAUUUUUCUAGUUUCUGCUUCAGGUCAAUCCCCCCCCCCCUGUUUUUUCACCAAGUACAGGCAAAUGUAUUAAGAUUGUUUGCCCAAUGGAGCUGAACCCUGCACCACCACGCGCUGUAGCUUCACCAGGGCUAAACAACGUUCGAAGCGCCAGUCCUCGUGAUUUUAUUACAUUUAGAGGUUAAUUCAUAUCUGUUCUGUUCUGAAAGGGCUUAUUUCUUCUCCUUUCAUUGUAUUUUAAGGGGAAAAAGGUUAAAUAUGCCAACAUUUUUUGCUUUUGUUCUGCUUUACUGAUCUGACAGAUCGAGAUUAGGGUGGAAAAGCUGGACUAUUCCCUCAAACACCAGUGGAGAGAGGCGGCCAAAUUGGUGCACUCUGGAACAUUUCUGUGAAAGACUAAAGGGGGUGCGUUCCAGUAACGCUGGUUUCACACCCAUCUGUGCAGAUUCACGUUUCAUGAAAUUGCCAUUUGUCUGAAACGCACAGGAUUUGCACAACGUCUGUGCCGCUGGAGCGCACCCCCGGGUGCUGUCACGCGCUCGCCGAGAACAAAACCCUUAAUGUAACUCUGUGCCACCGUCAUCGCUGCGACUCAUGUCGGGGGCCGUGAUGGGACGUUGUGUGCUACUUUGAUUUGUAUAUACGGGGUUGUGAACUCUAUGGAGAAAACCAAAUGGCUAAAGCCUUAAAGACAUACAGAUGUAUGGACACUCAUUGUAAAAUGUACACCAACAACGAUGAUCUGUUUGAAAAUCUCAAAAGAAACGUUGCUGAUCAUUCCCACUGAUUGUGACUGUGUCUCAGGUGUGUUCUCAUAGACACACGUACAUAGGCUCUCCAACCUGCUGCCUCUAGGAGAGGCUGUCUGUUUUACAUUUAAUCAGAAAUGGACAUUUUUAUGCUGUUACUUUGUUAGAAAAUUGGGCCGCUAAAUUGUGGUGUAAAGGACUAGAUUUAAAACACGGAAAACAAUCUGUAAAGCUGUCGACUUUGUUACUAUUUGCUAGUAACAUCUGAAAUAAAAAACGAGCAUAAACUCAACCAUU
Molecule: messenger RNA, 8851 nt
Organism: Pygocentrus nattereri (red-bellied piranha)
Lineage: Eukaryota; Metazoa; Chordata; Actinopteri; Characiformes; Serrasalmidae
Gene: mxd1
Product: MAX dimerization protein 1
Exons: 6
Coding region: 1162-1824 (220 amino acids)
Biological process (GO): negative regulation of transcription by RNA polymerase II
Molecular function (GO): protein dimerization activity; RNA polymerase II cis-regulatory region sequence-specific DNA binding; DNA-binding transcription factor activity, RNA polymerase II-specific
Source: RefSeq, a predicted model, not a curated record